Molecule: messenger RNA, 1731 nt
Organism: Symbiodinium necroappetens
Lineage: Eukaryota; Dinophyceae; Suessiales; Symbiodiniaceae
Source: the annotation of a GenBank genome assembly
AUGGCCAAAUUAUCCUGGGGCCACAUCAAUGUGAAUGUGACCAGGCUGGAGGAUUCAAUCGCUUUUUAUGAGUUAUUGGGCUUCAGCGUCCUGAUGCCGGGCAUUCCCUACCUCAAUCUGAAUCAGGCCGAACCGGAGAUACUCAACCCAGAAGCCGCGGUUGCCCUUGACGUGCCCCUGGAAACCACAGGCCGCGCCUGCAUCAUGCAAUUGGAUCGUGGCUUUCCCAAGCUGGAUCUCAUCGAGUGGCGAGACACAGGGGCAAAGACCGCUGCACCUCUGCUGAAUCAGGAUAAGGGCAUUGUCAGAAUGUGCCUGGCCAGCCAGAACCUGGACCAAGAUUACAAAGAAUUAGUUGAGGCUGGUGUGCCGUUUUUCUCAGCACCGAAGCGCACCGAAGAAGGCAAAGCAGACAUCGCAAUCUGUCUGGACCCAGAUGGCACGCUCAUCGAGAUCAUUCAGAUCUAUCCGGAUUGCCGCCGCUGGAUAAAGGAAGUGCUACCUGACAGAGCGACUGGUAUCUUUGUUGCCGAUGCCGCCACUCGAGAUGCACAGAUUGAUAGCACUUUGGGGGCAAGUAUUUUUUACGCCGACCCACGAACCGAAACGCCUUUGUCUGAUGCCGGCGAGGUCAAAGAAUAUGUUGGCAUGUUCUCAAGGAUGGCGCCGGGGAUGCCAGUAUCCGUUGUGGGCACCAGCUCUACUUUAAAUUUCAUCCGCGCAACCGUCCGGUUUGGCGAAGGAGAUCAGAGUCAGCUUGGUCAAUACGUCAUCGAUCUGGAUGCCGCGGGUCAGAUUACUCAAAUGGUCGGCUUUGUUGGUGUGACAGAUGCAGUAGAUGCCAGAUACAGCAAUGCUGCAUCACAGUUUCUCGCGCUUGGUGACAACGGCCGUGUACAUUUUCGCGACCAGGGCAACGCUGAUGGGCAGCCAGUUGUACUGGUGCAUGGCUCUAACGCAUCCCUGCACACCUGGGAGCCGUGGGUUGAUUUGUUAGGCGAUAAGUAUCGCGUCAUUUCUCUGGAUUUGCCCGGCCAUGGCUUGACCGGACGAACACCCGCCGAUGACUAUUCAACGGAGACCUUUGUCGCCGUGGUUAAGGCGCUGGCGGAACACCUCAACCUUGGACCGUUUGUAUUAGGCGGCAAUUCCAUGGGCGGCGGCGUCACCUGGCGCUACACCCUGGCAUACCCUGAUGACGUACUGGCUAUGAUUCUGGUGGAUGCAUCAGGCCUGCCUGCGUGGCGCGAAACAGCCGUGCAGAGUGCGGAAGACACAGAAGAGCGCGAAGCGCCGCUGGCUUUCAGCCUGCUGCGCAAGCCCUGGUUUCAGGGCAUUGCCCGUUACAUCGAUCCUUACUUUCUCGUGGCGCAAGGGUUAAAAGCUUCCCACUUUGAUCCUGAAUUUGUCGACGAUGAGCUGAUCGCCCGAUACUACGAACUGUCCAUGCGCGAAGGCACCCGUGACGCAACGCUGAUAAGAUUUUCUUCCUGGCGCGGCGGCGCGGCGCAGGAGUGGGACCUUGCAAACCUCAACCACCCAACACUUAUACUAUGGGGAGAGUAUGAUGCGGUUAUACCAGCAAGCGUGGGAGAAAAGUUUGAACAGGCGCUGCCCAAUGCAGAACUGAUCAUUUACCCGGAUGUGGGGCACAUACCUAUGGAAGAGGUGCCUGUUCAAAGCGCAGAUGACGUACGGGCUUUCUUAACGAAUAAUCUGCCGCGCACUUAG